UUGAGAGUGUGGAGGACAGAGUAACCGCGGCAAGCUCGCACAGAAACAAGACAGGGAAUUAAGCACAGAACACGGCGGAGAGGAGCCGCGGCCAUCAGAGACCCACACAGAGCGGGGGAGAAACGGUGUCUGCUCCCAGCUGAUAGAUGAAAGAAGCCAUGCCGGUCCUCUCUGCGGGUGCGGGACUGCAUGAAACACUGGCCCUGCUGACCUCCCAGCUUCGUCCAGAUGCCAACCACAAGGAGGACAUGGUUUUCCUGAAGGAUGUCUUCAGUGAGAAGAGCCUGGGCUACCUGAUGAAGAUUCAUGAAAAGCUGAGACAAUAUGAACGGCAAAGCCCAACCCCCAUCCUGCACAGUGCCUCCACUCUGGCAGAGGAUGUGGCAGAGGAGCUGCAGAGCGGACCAAUGAGCAGCGACGAGAAGGAACUCCUGCAGCUUCUGACAUCACCUCACCUCAAGGCUGUGUUCACGGUGCACGACACAGUCGCUCAGAAGAACUUUGACCCUGUCCUGCCGCCGCUGCCGGAUGACCUGGAGGACGACCUGGAAGAGGAGUCGGUGAAGAUUGUGCGGCUGGUGAAGAACAAGGAGCCGCUGGGGGCAACCAUCCGGCGAGAUGAGACCACAGGGGCUGUGAUCGUGGCCCGCAUCAUGAGAGGAGGGGCUGCUGACAGGAGUGGUCUUGUGCAUGUGGGUGAUGAGCUGAGGGAAGUCAAUGGUAUUUGCAUUGUCCACAAGAGGCCUGAGGAGAUCAGCCAGCUACUGGCCCAGUCUCAGGGUUCUAUAACUCUCAAAAUUAUCCCUGCAAUCAAAGAGGAGGACAGACUCAAGGAAAGCAGGGUGUACAUGAGGGCCCUGUUCGACUAUGUUCCCUCUGAAGACAAGGCCACGCCCUGCCAGGAGGCAGGGCUCCCUUUCAAACGCGGGGACAUUCUGCAGGUGGUGAGCCAAGACGACCCCACCUGGUGGCAGGCCAAGAGGGUAGCGGACAGUAACCUCCGAGCCGGGCUCAUCCCCUCCAAACAGUUCCAGGAAAGACGACUGGCCUACAGGAUGAAAAUGGGAACCCUUCAAAGCCCCAAGUCCCCCAAAAGACCGUUUUAUGAUCAGGGCUGUGACAAAGAGGACUGUGACUGUGAGGGCUAUUUCAAUGGACAGUACAUAGUUUCUCCAAAGUGUAAACCAGUCGCGCCUUCCUGUGGCCAAGCUUUUUCAUGGGAGUUUUACACAGCUGGCCUGAGAAGAAGUUUCCGUCUGAGCCGAAAGGACCGGCAAGGAGAGCCCCGCUCCCAGGAGCCCAGCGAACCAGAGUUUCUGACCUAUGAGGAAGUGGUGCGGUACCAGCAGAGGCCCAACGAAAGGCCCCGCCUGGUGGUGCUGAUUGGCUCCCUGGGUGCCCGGAUAAAUGAGCUGAAACAGAAGGUGAUCGCGGAGAGCCCCCACCGCUACGGCGUGGCCGUACCACAUACCACCAGACCCAAGAAAAGCCAUGAGAAGGAAGGAGUGGAGUACCACUUUGUCUCCAAACAGGCAUUCGACGCAGACGCCCAGAACAACAAAUUCAUUGAACAUGGCGAGUACAAGGAGAACCUGUAUGGCACCAGUAUGGAGGCCAUCCGCACGGUGCAGACCAAGAAUAAGACGUGCCUGGUGGAUGUGCAGCCAGAGGCACUGAAGACCUUGCGCACAGCAGAGUUCAAACCCUACAUCAUCUUUGUGAAACCACGGGUCCCAGAGAGCCAACGACGCUGCAGUAGCGGCACCCCACCAGCAGGUGACGAGCCAGGCCGGAUUACGGACGAGGAAGUCGAGGAGAUGCGCCAGUCUGCGCUGCAGAUCGAUCAGCAGUACGGCCACCUGGUGGACCAGAUCCUGGUGAAGGAGGACACAGCCAGCGCCUGCACCGAGCUGCGGAACAUUCUGGAGCGGCUAGAGCGAGAAUCCUUCUGGGUCCCCAUCAGCUGGGUGCGGACCUAGCGACAUGUACCAGCUCACCCCAGCCUACCCACUGGCACUGCCCCCCCCACUUCACUCCCCUCCAUCUCUCCCACUCCCUCUGCCAGCCCCAUCUAUAUCACUGUCGGCCUAAGGAAAGGACAUGCUGAAACCAGCUCUGAGCCAGCUAAAUGGAGGUAGAUUGGGACGGAGGGGGUUUAGCCCUUAGGGAAGCUUUCAACACCAAACCAGGAACUUCAAUGGCCAAGGUGUUGGAACUUGUGACAAUUCUGACACAUACUGUAUCUAAUCCUACUGGGUUCUGAACCUCGACUGAGACAGUACGGACCAGACCAGCUCAGCAGAAACAGACAUGCACGUUCCCAUUGUAGUGUAAUUGACUGAGGAAAUCCCCUCAACAUGAUGACUGUCACUAUGUAAAUAAAUCAGGAACACAGACGUGUGGCCAGCUGGCUGGUGGAUGGAUUGUUGAACUUUGCCAUAUUUGGGCUGAAGCCUGAUGUAUAUGACUAUAAUUUAGAUUUUUUUGGGGAUAAAUUAUUGAUUUAUUUAAUUUCAAUUUUAAUUUAUUUGAUGCACAUGUUCUCAUAUGUCCUACUAUGGUCAAUUUUGUGUUACCUCAUCCUACUGGAACCCGAAUGAGCCAUAACUCACUGACCUCAAUGCUAUGGACAUGCUGACUUUCGAUUUACACACAGUGCACACUUGUCUGCUGUUGACUCAGAGGUGUCACACGGGGGUGUCUAAAUCAGUCGGAGAAGAGUGUACAUUGUGUGCAAAGAAAAGCAGCUUGCCCGUUUUUGGAACUGGAUGCUGGGAUAGGGUAAAUUGGCUGUGCACGCAGCAAGGCUUUGGCACUCUAAC
Molecule: messenger RNA, 2822 nt
Organism: Megalops cyprinoides (Indo-Pacific tarpon)
Lineage: Eukaryota; Metazoa; Chordata; Actinopteri; Elopiformes; Megalopidae
Product: MAGUK p55 subfamily member 3-like
Exons: 20
Coding region: 147-1979 (610 amino acids)
Cellular component (GO): cell-cell junction; plasma membrane
Molecular function (GO): protein binding
Source: RefSeq, a predicted model, not a curated record